UUUCCUUAACCACUACAGCAGUGCAAGAGCCAUCGGAGCCGUGAGCAGCACGACAUAACAUCUGGUAAAAGAGAUAAAACCUCUGUAUAUCUGAACGGCAGCAUUAGUGUUAGAAGGAAUGAAGCAUUUUCUAGGAGUGGUAAUGGCGCUCGUGCUCCUCAGAGUCCACGGGAGAAAGCCAAAUCACGGCAACUGCGUGGAUGACUAUUGCAUUACUGUCCAUACAGAUCUUGUGGAUUUUAAUUCAGCACAAAUGUCCUGUAAAGGUAAAGGAGGUAAUUUAAUGACUAUACGAACAAUGGCAGCAAACCAUGUCGUUUCAGAUGUGUUAACUGGACAUACUGGAGACUUUUGGAUUGGUUUAAGGUACAUGAAUGACUUCUGCUCAAAAUCAACCCAUGAUCUGAAAGGAUACACAUGGAUAACCGGAGACGAAGCAACCAAUUUCACAAACUGGAAAAAACACGAAGAUGUCUGCUCGAAGACAUGUGUGUCGCUCUCUAAAGAUGAUCCCAAAUGGACAGAAAGACUCUGUCAUCAGGUAGUUGACGGAUAUUUGUGCGAGUACAAAAACACCGAAAAGUGCAGGCAGCUUUCAUCCAAUUCACCAGUUUUGUAUGAAACUCCUUUUGGAUUUGCCAGAGAGGAUCUGCUAGAAGUGCCCACCGGGAGCAACGCAACAGAGAAACAUCUGGGAACAAAAUUCAUCUGUUUCGAAGGUCAAUGGCUUAAAGCACCAUGGAAUUGUGAAGUUUUUAAAGGAGGUUGUGAGCAUGAUUGUAAAAAGUGGAACGAUUCCUUUAUUUGCACCUGCCUUCCAGGUUAUAAACUUGAAAGUAACGCAGUCCGUUGCAUGGCACACGGUGACCCGUGUGUACGAGCAAAUUGUUCUCAAGAGUGUGUAGUGAAGGGAGAUCGUUCUGUUUGUCAGUGUCGUAGUGGAUAUGAACUUCUGGAGGAUGGAAAGACCUGCAAGAAUAUUGAUAACUGUAAGAAUAAAAAUCUGUGUCCAGACAAAAACUCCUACUGUGUCGACACGGCCGGGGGAUACGAGUGUCGCUGUAAGAAUGGCUUCAGUAUGGAAAAUGACACGUGUGAAGAUGAUGACGAAUGUUUUUCUGGACCAUGUGAACAUACAUGCAAUAACAUCAUAGGUAGUUAUCAUUGUGAAUGCUCAGAAGGAUACAGAGUGUCUUCAGAGGACAGACACAAAUGUACCCUGUACUGUCCGCUGUGGGAAUGUCCAGCUGUAGAAUGUGACAUUAACAAUCCUUAUCAGUGCGAGUGCCCGGUUGGCUUCAUUCUAGAAGAACGGGGAGAUGGUUUAUUUUGCACUGAUAUAGACGAUUGUGACGCAUCACUUUGUGAUCACAAUUGCACAAAUAUUCCUGGAGGAUUUACCUGUUCAUGUAAAGAAGGAUUUCAUCUCAGCGGUAGUAUAUCUUGUGUCAAAACAAAAGGAUUCAGCACACCAAAGUCUGUUAGCAUGGUUACACCUACAAGCGUGUCUCCUGCAAUCGAGACAGCUUCGUUCAUCCUAGCUGGAGGUAUUAUUGCAAUAAUUGUGUGCGCUGUCAUGGUCAUUUUUCUGACGGUUUGUGUCAUCCAUCACCAGAAGAAGCGCUGUGGGAAAAUUACGACAGACAAAAGCCACAGCAAGGAUGUACAUGUGUUACAGCAAGUCACUGCAGAAAAAUAUGUCAAAAAAUCAUCUAUCACAAACACUUAAAAAAAAGAUCAGGGUCUUUACCGCUACAUUUUACAUGAACACUUGCAGAAAUAUACCAGGACUAAUUAUUAAGACAAAAAAAUGAAUGUUUCCCUGUAGAAAUGAAGAGAAAGUUUUAGCUUAAAUAUUUAUUCUAAGUAAGCUAUGCAGAUAUUCAGCUGUGACCUGUGAUGUACGCGUUUAUAAUUUUAUUUAAACGCCUGUACAUUCAAAUACAGAAGACUAUAAGAAAAUGUCCAUAAUAUUUAUAUAAACUGUAGAAUAUUACAAAAAUACUCAUUAAAAAUGUAAUAAACGAUUCUUUUGUAUCCA
Molecule: messenger RNA, 2041 nt
Organism: Tachysurus vachellii
Lineage: Eukaryota; Metazoa; Chordata; Actinopteri; Siluriformes; Bagridae
Gene: thbd
Product: thrombomodulin
Exons: 1
Coding region: 119-1729 (536 amino acids)
Biological process (GO): cell migration
Cellular component (GO): extracellular matrix; external side of plasma membrane; membrane
Molecular function (GO): calcium ion binding; extracellular matrix binding; transmembrane signaling receptor activity
Source: RefSeq, a predicted model, not a curated record